AACUGAUUGCUUCUGGAGUAGUGUAGUAAGAACAUUGAACCUUGGAAAUAUUUAAACUCAGCCAAUCUUACAAUUAUACCAUUCACGUUUGAUCCGAAAACCACCCAGAUAAAGACGUCCAUUGCCAAAACAGGGAUUAUUUAGCCAUCAAGACCACAUCGUUACCAUGGAGCGAAAGACAUGGGUGAUGUUAGAGAAUAAUCCGGAGGUGAUGAACCAGUUGGCGCUUAAGUUAGGACUAUCUUCUGAGUUGUCCUUCUACGAUGUUUGGUCGCUCGACGAGCCCGAGUUGUUGGCUCAUAUUCCUCGUCCGGUUUUAGCCUUGCUGGUCAUUUUCCCACUUACCCCGGCUUGGAACAAGGAACGCCAAGAAGAAGACGCUGAAAAGGAUGAUUACAAAGGCCAUGGACCGGAAGAACCCGUAAUUUGGUUCAAGCAGACCAUCGGACAUGCUUGCGGAUCGAUCGGGUUUCUGCACUGUGCCAUCAACGGCCCCGCUGCUCAGUAUAUUCGGCCGGACUCCGACCUGGAUAAGAUCCGUCGUGCUGCCAUUCCUCUCAAGAUGGAGGACCGUGCCGAUAUGCUCUAUCAUAGUGUUCCUUUUGAAGAAGCCCACAAAUCUUGUGUCCAGAUCGGAGAUACAACCCCAACUAUCGAAGAACACGGCCACCAUUUCGUGGCAUUAGUUAAAGCGAACGGUAAACUUUGGGAGCUUGAGGGAUCGAGAAAGGGUCCGAUCGACCGGGGAGAGCUAGGAGACGAUGAAGACCUCCUCAGUCCAAAGGCGCUUGAGUUGGGAAUCAAGAGAACUAUCCUGCUCGACCAGGGGACCGGGGGCAACGAUCUUCGAUUCAGCUGCAUCGCCUUGGCCCAUAAAGCAUGAUACUUCUGUGAAUAUGGGAGAAAUGAUUUCAAUCCAUGUUGUUUCUAUACGUCCACAAAAUACGGAAAUAAGAUGCCCGCUGGAGCCUUUGACAGAUCAUAGGUGCGGCUUGACCCCCGAUUGCUGUUGAAAACAACACUUAUAUCUUUAUGAUAGGCCGCACACUAGUUCUAGACUCUGAAGC
Molecule: messenger RNA, 1067 nt
Organism: Annulohypoxylon maeteangense
Lineage: Eukaryota; Fungi; Ascomycota; Sordariomycetes; Xylariales; Hypoxylaceae
Product: putative ubiquitin carboxyl-terminal hydrolase
Exons: 2
Coding region: 167-883 (238 amino acids)
Biological process (GO): protein deubiquitination; ubiquitin-dependent protein catabolic process
Cellular component (GO): cytoplasm
Molecular function (GO): cysteine-type deubiquitinase activity
Source: RefSeq, a predicted model, not a curated record